Molecule: messenger RNA, 3022 nt
Organism: Ahaetulla prasina
Lineage: Eukaryota; Metazoa; Chordata; Lepidosauria; Squamata; Colubridae
Gene: MINDY2
Product: MINDY lysine 48 deubiquitinase 2
Exons: 8
Coding region: 610-1824 (404 amino acids)
Biological process (GO): protein K48-linked deubiquitination
Cellular component (GO): cytosol; cell periphery
Molecular function (GO): cysteine-type carboxypeptidase activity; K48-linked deubiquitinase activity; cysteine-type deubiquitinase activity
Source: RefSeq, a predicted model, not a curated record
CCCUGGGCAGCCCUCCUCUCCCAGCCCGGCCCGCCUGGCAGCGGGGUGGUUGUGGGAAGAGGAAGGCGUAUCGGCUGCGGCAGUUGCCUUGAGGGGUUUCUAAAAGGCUCCUCCGAAGGUAACGCAGCCCUUACAAAAGCCCGGAGUGUUCUGGGCUCUCCGGGAAGGGAGCGCCGCCCUGAGAGCACCUCCGUGUCCGAGGGGCUCCGAGGGUCGGUCUUCGGCCGCCUGAGUGGAGGCGGGCAGGCGGUCGUGCGCCCCAGACCGACGACUCUCGGUCCCGUUCAGCGGCCUGCAGCCCAACGCUCGAGCGGCGCUCCCGUUUGCAAAGUUCCCGGGCAGGGGGUGAAGCCCGGGAGCCCAGAGCAGAGCCUGGGCGGGAGAGGAGGUGCGCCCGUUGCAGCCGCGGAUUUCGUCAGCGUUGCUGAGAAAAGCCAAUAUCCAAACGGCCGCGUGGGGGGGGGGGCGGGGGAGCGGCGGCCACACGUGCGCCUCCCGCCCGACUGCGCAUGCGUGCCACGCCCUCCCGGCCGCGGGGCGGGGCCUCCGCCUGUCAUGGCGGCGCGGCGGCGGUGGUAGCGGUUCCGGUGCCGGUCCGGGCGCGGCGGCAUGGAGGCUCCGCCCGAGCGGGCGGCGGAGCAGGAGCGGCCCCCGUCGCCCCCCGCGCCGGCCCGGGAGCGCGCCCCACCGCAGGCCGUGUACCACCUGAAGUGGGUGCGGUGGCGGGAGGCGAGCGCGCCGGUGGUCACGCAGAACGAGAACGGGCCCUGCCCGCUGCUGGCCGUCAUGAACGCGCUGCUGCUGGCCUGGAAGGUGAAGCUGCCGCCCAUGAUGGAGCUCAUCACCGCCGAGCAGCUGAUGGAGUACCUGGGAGACUAUAUCCUUGAUUCAAAACCAAAAGAAAUCUCUGAAAUCCAGCGUUUAAACUAUGAACAGAAUGUCAGUGAUGCAAUGGCAAUCCUGCACAAGCUUCAGACUGGCCUUGAUGUGAAUGUGAAGUUCACAGGGGUACGAGUAUUUGAAUACACACCCGAAUGCAUCGUGUUCGAUCUUCUUGAUAUUCCGUUAUAUCACGGGUGGUUAGUAGAUCCUCAGGUUGGAGACAUUGUGAAAGCAGUUGGUAACUGCAGCUACAACCAGUUGGUGGAAAAAAUCAUCUGCUGUAAGCAGUCAGACAACAGUGAGCUGAGGAAGGAAGGCUCCACAGCAGAGCAGUUCCUCAGUAGCACAGCCACCCAGUUAACUUACCAUGGCUUGUGUGAGUUGACAUCCACCGUUCAAGAAGGAGAACUGUGCGUGUUCUUCAGAAACAACCACUUCAGCACCAUGACCAAACACAAGGGCCAGCUUUACCUUCUGGUGACCGACCAAGGUUUCCUUACAGAAGAUAAGGUGGUUUGGGAAAGUUUGCACAAUGUGGACGGGGAUGGGAACUUCUGUGAUUCUGAAUUCCACCUGCGACCUCCAUCUGAUCCGGAAACGGUGUACCACGGGCAACAGGAUCAGAUUGACCAGGACUACCUGAUGGCCUUAUCUCUGCAACAAGAGCAGCAAAGCCAAGACCUCAGUUGGGAGCAGCUCCCUGAAGACAUCAGUGACCUCGAACUGGCCAAGAAGCUCCAGGAAGAAGAAGACCGACAGGCCUCGCAGUACUAUCAGGAGCAAGAGCAAGCUGCCACCACCGCCACUGCCACCACCCCUGCGGAAGACCAGCAAGCCCAGGAUGAUGCCAGCCCUCCCUCAGCAGAAAGGCAGCCCGAGGGCAGUGAGCGGAAGAGGAAAGAGCUGCGGGAGAAGGAGAAGAGCGCCUGUGCCAUUUUGUAGCGGAAGGGUGGCUCUGGAGCCCAGCACGUCCGUCUGAAGCACCAGGGAUCCUGUGAGCGGGAGGCCUACCCGCCACCAGUGCCUGGGAAGCCCACAGCCGAUGGCCUCCUUAAGAUCCCCGCGAAUACAGCCUUGCUGAGGGAUCUGGACGGGGGGCAGUCUGCUGUGGAAUGGAGCAUAUUGGGGAGACGGUGAACGUGCCCCCGUAGGGGUAAAGAAGCAGCUCACCACCGCAUCUUUAGAUCAUCACGAGAAGAUGCGACGUGGGGUCCAAGAUGCACUGCAGAACUGCAGAGUUCUGGCAUGGGGGGUCCCUGGACUGGCAGGCUGAGCCCCUCAACAGGCUUCAGCUGAGCUUCCGUGGCUGACUUGGCCAAGAAUCAGGCUUCAGAAUACCUUGAAGCAAGAGGCGGCGAGAUCUCCUCGGGACGAGGCUCGCCAUGGUCUGGUCUUUUAAGUUUUUAAUCAGCUGCCGGACUUUGUAGGGAGGGGGGAGAAUGAAGGAAGCAGAUGCUUACAUUUAUUUGAGAGUGGCAUCAAGCGUGAGCUGCGUGAAGCUGUGGUCGUGAAGCUGUGGUCGGUCACCUGCCACUACAUGUAAACUGUGGGCCCAUUGUUUGUAUCAUGCAAGAUGGAUCGUUUCAGGACACAGACCUUAACAAAUGAAUCCUCUGGGCACCAGUGGCCCUUGCUUGCUCCUUUAAGAUGUGGUUGUGCUCUCUCUGGAGAAAACAUGUCUCUGUGCCCAGUUACCGCUGGGGUGGGGGUAGAAUCCAGUUUUGUAAGACUUAAUAUAAAUCCACAUACUACAAUAGGAUAGAGAGCCUUCUGCCUGGAGUUACCUGUUGACUUAAGGAAGGAAGGCCGUGACCUUCAUCCUCUCAAUAACUUUAUAGCACUUUGCAAAUGCUUUAGACAAUUUUUGCUGUACUUCUAAAGUCUGGACGUAAGGCCAGACUUCGCUGUUGAUAUACAGAGUCCCACGCCAACAUUCAUACAGAAUGUGACAAUCUACAGGGAAGGAGAUGAUUGAAAUGUCAUUGAAGACCUGUAACUUAAUAUUUUUUCCUGAAGUUUUUUGGAUGGAGUCUUAAACUAGCAAGGCAGUGACCUGUCUAACUCUUGCCUUACAGUUCUUUAAAUACCUUAAGUCGGAGGACAGUGAAAGGGGAAAGGAAUAAAUAUUUAAUUUUAGUGA